UGAAUAACAUAUACCCAAUCAAUAAGAAUCAAGUUAUACGAACAGUAUCCAAAACUAAUGAACAAUCUAUAUUCAUAUUCAUGCUUCAGAGAGAAAUUUGACUAUAAAAGAGACUGAACUUCCAGCCAUCUUACCUUUCUCUAUCUCAUACAUCCGCUACUUUACAUUCAUCGAGAAGAGACCCAAACAUUGCACAUUCAAUAGCUUUGCAAAUAUUCACAGCCUUGUUACUUCUAUCAUGUCUUCGAUACAGCCCAACAAAGAGGGAAAGAUACUCGCUACAAUGGGGAAAUAUAUUGACAAGCUCAGCGCUCCUGUAACUGUCAGUUUCGAUCCUAAACGAGCAGUUAGAUGCGAAGAUGGCUAUCGCAGAAUUCUGGCCAUCAUUAAAGAUUACUCCCAUAGGCCUGGACACAUCAACGGCAAAACCCUUAGAUCUGGACCAGACGAGGUGUUCCAGCGACUUCACCACACCCAAUUCCAAGACAUUGGAGCAUCGAUGGAAGCGAAUGUCCGUUACAAAAGAUACCUUCUUGACACACAACAUGGUUUUCCCCAGGCCUGUGCCCUCGCAGUUUGGCUUUCCUCAGGGAUACAACCUCAUCAGUCUUGGUCUCCGUCUAGUGGCGUCAACUUUCGACUAUGAUGAAGCAAUUCCACACAUUCAGUUGACAGAAUAUACCUGGCGACCGUUGAGCCUCAAGACGUUCCCUUAUCUUCAAGAGUUUGCUAUGCUGUGCCUUCGACCUAUCAGCUGCAACUACCAAGAAAUUGCAUUCACUGGUGAGGAUCUGGUGAACGGGCUAUUUUCUUAUACAAUUGUCCGUCUAUGGAUCGUUGGACAACGACGUGGUCGAUAUAGGAUGCCACGAGAAGAGCUUGGAUGGACGAAGCUGGACUUGUAUUCAGAGUUUCGUGAUCACCGUCUCAACAGAAUCCGAGACUUGUGGGUGCUGACUCGAAUGAGACUAGAGAACCCGAUUCGAGAGGAGGCAUGUGAGAUGUAUGUCUGAUCAACACAGGGUGAGUAUUUUGUGGUGUAUUUGAAAGCACGAGGAUGGGGGUUGGAGUUGGAGUUGGAGUUGCUUUGCUUGGUGCGUUAGAUGUAACGCUGGCCGUUACUCUUGCUUGGUAUUUGAUUUGAUUUGCUAGCUGGCUGACC
This is a messenger RNA of Fusarium redolens, 1162 nucleotides long. RefSeq lists its product as uncharacterized. Bases 360 to 1013 code for a protein of 217 amino acids. The transcript has 2 exons. The record is from RefSeq and is a predicted model, not a curated record. Lineage: Eukaryota; Fungi; Ascomycota; Sordariomycetes; Hypocreales; Nectriaceae.